CAUGUUUCUCAUCGGAAUGAGGGACACAUGGAAUCUAAACAGCCACGUAGAACCAAGGAGGAGAACGUAUCCUAAGAUAACUGAUGAGUUCUUGCCAAUGUUCCAUUUUCAUCAGGACUUUCUGCCACCAAAGCUUUUCUGAAAGGAUGUUUGUGAAGAAGUGAAUACGUUUACAGGCCUCAUUUCCCUUCCAUGGGCGCUACUGUGGCGUCACCUCACCCCAAAAAAUGGAAAACGGCAAAGCGGAAAUCUCCACCAUGGAAAGCAGUCCCCAUCAGCUGAGUUCCCUGCAACAAUCCAAAGAUAGUAGUUCUGAUCCGGUUGGAAGUGUCAUUGAAUCAAAUUCAAAAACAGUGGAGGACGCAUCUAAUGGUCCUGUGAAGGCAGACAAGGUGCCAAAUGGAGAAGGACUGGUGGAGGGCCCGGGAGCUGGAGGGGACCGGCAGCCAAACGGCCCCCUGCUUCCACCACCCCCUCCCCAGACCAAAGAGCCAUCUCCAGGUGUGCCUAGUUUCCCUGACAGCCUAGAGAAGUCUCAGGGAGCUAUUGCUGAGGGCUCUGUGAACAAGGGUGACGCAUUGCAGUCGCUCAAACUAAGUAUACCUAUGCAGGAGACGGAAUUGUCUUCCCUAGAGCCAUCCCUUGAGAUGGAGAACGAGGAGAAGAUCAGGCGAGAGGCUCGGCGACGUCUGGAGGAACAGCUCAAACAGUACCGGGUACAGAGGCAGAAGGAGAGGUCACAUCGCUCUACUCCAAGAAGUCGCCCGAUGAGCACUCUGGACCCUGAGCUGAUGCUUCACCCUGAGGGUCUACCAAGGGCUAGCACGGUCUCCAUGACGAAGGAGUACUCCUUCCUGAGGACGAGCGUCCCGCGGGGGCCCAAAGUGGGCAGCCUGGGCUACCCGCCGGCCAAGGAGCGCAAGUCCAAGUCCUCCCGCACCAAGAUCCACUCCCUGGCCGACUACAAGACCCCCGAGGCGGAGGGAGGCGGCGGUGGCAGCGGUGCGGAGGUGACCUCUGGAGGAGGCGGCGGGGGUGGCGGCGGCGUUGGCGUCGACUCCUCCUUCAGCUCGGCGCACUCCGUCACCUCCGUCUCCACACUUUCGGAGGUCAGCGCCUCCCCGGAGGCGGCGGAGCGGCGGCUGGAGUCGCCCACGGUGGCCCUCCGCGACAACGCGUCGGAGGCGGACGCCGGGAGCGAGUCGGGCGCCAGGCACGACGGCAACGACAGCGACAGCUCGUCCUACAGCAGCGUGUCCACCACGGGCACCUUCGCCACGCUGGCGGCGGCGGUGGGGCGCCAGAGGGCGCCGUACACGGUGGAGGGCCAGGAGAUCGCCGCCGAGGCCGUGGGCCAGUUCCCCUCCCUGCACGACGUGCUGCAAGCGGCCACCGAGGAGCAGCAGCUGGCCGACUUGGAGCAGGACGGCAGCAUCGAGCCCCGCAGCAGAAGAGACAGCUUCUCCAGCAGUGUGUCCUUAGGUAGCUCAGUGAUGGGAACACACGAUGAAGUGCUCCAAGUCCUGAAAGAAAAAAUGCGACUAGAAGGGCAACUCGAGUCACUGUCAUCCGAGGCCAAUCAGGCGCUGAAAGAAAAGACCGAGCUCCAGGCCCAGUUGGCCACGGUCAACGCGCAGCUGCAGGCUCAAGUGGAGCAGACCCAGGCCGGCCAGGAGAAGCAGCGCUCCCUGUCCACGGAGGUGACCUCGCUCCGCCAGAACAGCGCCCAGCUGGAGCGCGCCAUGGUGGAGCUGCAGGGCAACCUGGAGAGCAAGAACGCCAGCCUGGCGUCGCUGGGCACCGACCUACAGGUGGCCGAGGAGCAGUACCAGAGGCUCAUGGGCAAAGUGGAGGAGAUGCAGCAGGCACUACUUACCAAGGACAACACUGUGGAAGACCUGCGCCAGCAGAUGGGUGGUGUCCAGAGCCAGCUCCAGCAGGUCCAGCUGGAGCGCAGCGCACUGCAGAGCAAGCUCAAGACCUCGCAGGCCGAGAUCGACUCCCUGCAGCAGCUCCGCCAGUGGUACCACCAGCAGCUGGCCAUAGCCCAGGAGGCCCGGGUCCGCCUGCAGGGCGAGAUGGCCAACAUGCAGGCUGGACAAAUGACCCAGAUUGGCGUGCUGGAGAACCUAAAGAUAGAGAACGUGACACUUUCUCACCAGCUUCAGGAGACCAAGCACCGGUCAAUCAAGGAGAAGGAACGCAUUGCUGUCCAGCUCCAAAGUAUUGAGGUGGACAUGAUGUCUCAAGAGGCUGCCAUUCAGCAGAUCCAGGAUGCCAAGAGCAUGGUGGAGGAGGAUCUCCAGCACAAGCUGGAUGAGUUUGAAUCAGAGCGAGACCAUCUGCUCAAAUUAGCAAACACUGCGACUGCUCUGGAAAGGGAACUAGAGCAGGUGAAACUGACCUUGACCCAGAAGGACUCGCAGCUGGAAACCCUUCAGCAGGAGCAUCUGGAGCUGAUGAGGCAGCUGACCGACACCCAGGAGAGCCUCCACACCAAAGAGCAGUCCCUCAACCAGCUGGAGGCCCGCUACCUGGAGCUGGAGGCCCAGCUGGCCGAGCUGCAGACGGACGCCACCGCCAAGGAGGACACCAUCCAGUUCCUGCAGAACGAGAAGAUCGUGCUGGAGGUGGCCCUCCAGGCCGCGCGGGCGGACAAGAGCCAGAUCGAUGAGGGGGCCGAGAAGCUCGGGGAGGACGUGCUGGUGGCGGCCGACAUGCUGGACCAGCUUAAGCAGGAGGUCCAGGUGAAAACCUCACAGAUCGAGACAUUACAACAGGAAAACAGCACCUUAAAGAAACAAGCCCAGAAACUCAAAGAACAGUUUUCACAACAAAAGGUAAUGGUCGAGGCCUACCGCCGCGACGCCAGCUCCAAAGAACAGCUGAUCAGCGAGCUGAAGAGUACGAAGAAGCGCCUCGCUGCCGAGGUGAAGGACCUCAAGCAGGAGCUGCUGGAGGCCCAGGGGGAGAAGCAGAGCGCCGUGCAGGAGCAGGCUCGCCUGCAGACGGAGAUGGAGCGCGUCCAGAAGCAAAUGGCCAGCCUGGAAGCCCAUCUCCAGUCUGUCCAGGCUGAGAGAGACCAGCUUGACUCGCAUAUACAGAAUCUGCAGUUUGAUCAGAGUCAGUUAGCUGCUGUGACGGAGGAGAGGGAGGAGCUGAGGAAGCGGGUGGAGCAUAUGGAAGCAGAAGCCAAAAAGGCCAUCUCGGAGCAAAAAGUGAAAAUGAAGCGGCUGGGGACUGAUUUGACCAGCGCGCAGAAGGAAGUGAAGGCCAAGCACAAGGCCUACGAGAACGCCGUGGGCAUCCUCAGCCGCAGGCUCCAGGAGGCGCUGGGGGAGAAGGAGACGGCCGAGGCCGAGGUGGUCAAACUCAAAGCUCAGCUCACAGAAGGAGGCAACAACCAGGCGCUGCAGGACAAGGUGGAGAGUUUGAAAGCCGAGCUGAAGGCAGUCGCUCACAGCAAAGCCAUGCUGGAGAAGGAGCUGCAGGAGGUGAUCUCUCUCACCAGCACGGAGCUGGAGGAGUACCAGGAGAAGGUCAUGGAGCUGGAGGACGAGCUUCAGGAAGCUCGGUGCUUCAAGAAGCGAAUCCGGCGGCUGGAGGACGCCAACAAGAAGCUGGCGCUCGAGAUGGAGCAUGAAAAAGGGAAGUUGGCAGGACUGGGCAAGUCCCAUAAUGCUUUGAAGGAGCACGCCAACAUCUUGGAGACGGCGCUGGCCAAGCGGGAAGCAGACCUGGUCCAGCUCAAUCUUCAGGUUCAAGCUGUCCUCAAGCGGAAGGAGGAGGAGGACGAACAGAUGCGGCAGCUGGUCCAAACUCUACAGACGGCACUCGAGAAGGAGAAGAUCAAAGUGAAAACUUUAACAGAGCAGGUGGCUGAGGCCAAGAUGGAGGCUGCCCACAACCGAAGGCACUACAGGGCUGCCAUGCUGGAGCUGGCCGAGAUCAAAAAGGACCUGCAGGCCAAAGAAGAGCUGAUCAAAGCCUUACAGACAGAGGCCCAUAAGCUCAGGACUCACGAUGAGAAGCACGGUCAGGAGGUGUCCCGCUUCCAGGAGGACCUGGCCGAGGCCAACACCCAGCUCCAGAUCCUGCAGCAGCAGCUGGACGAGCAGCUCAGCAAACAGCCUCUCACCAACCAGGAGGUGGAGGAUCUGAAGUGGGAGGUUGAGCAGAGGCAGCGGGAGAUCGAGACCCAGAAGCAGCAGGUAGAAAUGUCGGAGCAGUGCAACCAGAGGGAGAUGGACAGCCUCCAGGACACGCUGCAGAGGAUUAAGGUGGAGCUGGAGAUGGUGCAGGAGGAGCUGACUAGCACCCGAAAGGACAAGUUCAUGCUGCAGGCCAAAGUGGGCGAGCUGCGGAACAGCAUGAAGACGGUUCUGCAGCAGAACCAGCAGUUCAAGCAGGACCUCAAGCAGACGCGCAUGAGAAAGCAACGGAUGGAGCUGAAGGCGGAUUCCAACCCCGUGACCCCUGUGAAGAUCCCCGACUGCCCUGUGCCGGCCUCGCUGCUGGACGAGCUGCUGAAACCCUCGGCCUCCAUCAGCAGGGAGCCCCUCAACAACCUGCACAACUGCUUGCGCCAGCUCAAGGAAGAGAUGGACAGCCUUCAGAAGCAGAUGGAGGAGCACACGGUCACUGUACACGAGUCCAUGACGUCAUUGGCAAGCACCGAAGAGGAGCUCUCUAGGUUGGGUGUCUAUGACAACGGACCUGUCACUGUCAUCGAGGAGGAGGAGGGGGUUUGCGACACAGAGCAGAAGGCCUCACUAUCGUAAUAUGCAAGAGAUCUGCAAAAGACACUGUGCGAAAGCUUUCGGUUUUAUCUACUUAGGCACUUUUUAAAAGCGGGAAAAAUCCCCCCCUCCCCCAUGUUUGUUUUGUAUUUUAAUUUCCUGUCAACUGCCAACAUUUGGCAGUGUCCCAUCAUUACUGACACUUCUUGGGACAAGUCCCAUUUUUAUACCCCAGCUUUACUUUGUCAGGAAAUCUGUUUGAUUGGUAUCUUUUUUGUCAUUAUUUAUUUAUGAUUUUGCUAAACAUUAUCAGAUUAUAUUAAGUGAGCAGAGUAUGUGUGUAUUCUGAAAUUGUCUAUAGCUUAUUAGUUAUUUAAAUCACUUUUUGUUUGGUCAGAGUAUGAUUCUGGCCAUCAUGAUGAAAGAUUUGAGAGAGGGGGGGGGGGGGAUACAUGCAGGAGUUUGAUGGUGUUAUUAACUGAUGCUGUGGGCUCCGGGCCUUGCGGCAGAUGAACUGUUCUUCCAUUCCUCUGUGCCUGUGAAUGAGCAUGCCCACUCAUUCCGUUUCCUGCUCAGCCGAAAUCCGUGUGCCUGCCGGUCUUCAACUGCAAUGGUCACAGCCUCUGCCAUAACUAAGUCUUUUGUGCUACAGUUUGUGCAGAUUCACUUUUUUUGUCAUAGCUCUGAACCUUCCUGUUUGUUUGUUUGUUUGUUUGUUUGUUUGUUUGAAGGUCAACAGGGUGCAGCUCUUUGACCACUUACACUAGUAAACAGUUUAUCACACUCUCAAAAGAAUCACACUGUUUUGGAUACUCAAGUGGGUAAAGGUGUAUUGUUUGGCUUAGACUGUAAUGGGGGACAUGUUCUCAAAGUUGGUAAGAACGUUUCUGUUUAAAUGAAUAUAAUUAAUGUUUCUAUUGAAAGGGUGUUUUGGGAGAUGUAUUAUAUGAUUAUGUUAAAAUGACUGCUGUCAGGAUCUAAUCUAAUGGAUGUGGAUGUAAAAAUAUGAGACAUUUACUGAUGUUGCACAAUUAGAAAACAAGCUUAACUGACUUUCAGGGAGAGAAAGUUGUAAUAUAUGUUAUGCUUAAUGUUACUACUUAUUUCUGAGUGAUUUUUUACUCAGAUAUAUUUUUUUGUUCUUCGUCUGUUGUUACCAUGGUUAUAUUUAAGAAAUUUUUUCACAUGUUAGAGUUGUUAGGCUGUUCAGUUUCUGUUCAAUUUACUGUUAUCAGCUUUAUUGGAAGCAUUUUCCUUUAUCAGGCAAGUACAGGCACCAUUUUCAUAUCUGCUGUUUGCAACAUCCAAAAGUUAUUUACCUGUGUGAUUAAAUGUAAUUUGAAUGUCUAGUUGGCAUCAAAUUUACAGUCCUAACAUGUCCUAAAAAUGUCCUAACAUCAUAUGUAUCGGUAUUUUAAACAUUUGCAUAAUAUCAAGAUGCAAGACUCUGGGGAUUGUAAUCCCAAGUAAUUAGAACGCUUUCAAAAAAUAUAAUUACGGUGCAACGCAUAAGACAAAGGGAAUAAUGCACAUCACAUGUAAUUAAGCAGGGGGGAGUUGAUUCACUUGGCAGUGAUUUCUUUUCAAACUUUAAAGAACUUCUUUGUACAAAAGAAAUGUUUGUGUCCCAAUUCUGCAAAAAAAAAUACAUUUCUAUGAGUAAAGACUGGGAAAACUGUA
This is a messenger RNA of Sardina pilchardus (European sardine), 6419 nucleotides long. It is a transcript of the gene golga3, whose product is annotated as golgin A3. The coding region runs from base 228 to 4781 and encodes 1517 amino acids. The record is from RefSeq and is a predicted model, not a curated record. NCBI's taxonomy places the organism in Eukaryota, Metazoa, Chordata, Actinopteri, Clupeiformes, Clupeidae. The transcript has 24 exons.